Molecule: messenger RNA, 7577 nt
Organism: Petromyzon marinus (sea lamprey)
Lineage: Eukaryota; Metazoa; Chordata; Hyperoartia; Petromyzontiformes; Petromyzontidae
Source: RefSeq, a predicted model, not a curated record
GCUUGAGCUGCUGUACCGCUUUUGUUUUCAGAAGCGACCUGCCCACAACACAAGCUGUCGCUUCCUCUGCAGUAUUUGUCUGAUGGAGCAAAGGCACUCGGCGCGGCUCGGUGCAAAAAGACAACAAUGUGACCGGCGUGCAUACAGCACGGAUCGUACUGGAAAUUUGACACGGCACCAGAGAACACACACGGGAGAGAAACCCUUCAAGUGCAGUGUGUGUGGGAAGGCGUUUGCACAUUCAUCUGCUCUUGUAACACACCAGAGAACACAUACGGGAAAGAAACCCUUCAAGUGCAGUGUGUGUCCGAAGGCGUUUGCACAGUCACCACAUCUUCAAGCACACCGGAGAACUCACACGGGAGAGAAACCCUUCAAGUGCAGUGUGUGUGGAAAGGCGUUUACAGAUUCAUCUGCUCUUGUAACACACCAGAGAACACACACGGGAGAGAAACCCUUCAAGUGCAGUGUGUGUGGGAAGGCGUUUUCACAGUCACCAAAUCUUGUAAAACACCAGAGAACACACACGGGAGAGAAGCCCUUCAAGUGCAGUGUGUGUGGGAAGGCGUUUUCACAGUCACCAAAUCUUGUAAAACACCAGAGAACACACACGGGAGAGAAGCCCUUCAAGUGCAGUGUGUGUGGGAAGGCGUUUGCACAUUCAUCUACUCUUAAAAAACACCAGAGAACACACACAGGAGAGAAACCCUUCAAGUGCAGUGUGUGUGGGACGGCGUUUACACUUUCAUCAAAUCUUCAUGUACACCAGAGAACACACAUGGGAGAGAAACCCUUCAAGUGCAGUGUGUGUGGGAAGGCCACGGAUCGUUCUGCACAUUUGACACAGCACCAGAGAACUCACACAGGAGAGAACCCCUUCAACUGCAGUGUGUGUGGGAUGGUGUUUAUACAUUCAUCUACUCUUGUAAUACACCAGAGAACACACACGGGAGAGAAACCCUUCAAAUGCAGUGUGUGUGGGAAGGGGUUUGCACAGUCACCACAUCUUCAAAGACACCAGAGAACACACACAGGAGAGAAACCCUUCAAGUGCAGUGUGUGUGGUAAGGCGUUUGCACUUUCAUUUACACUUGUAACACACCAGAGAACACACACAGGAGAGAAACCCUUCAAGUGCAGUGUGUGUGGGAAGGCGUUUGCACUUUCAUUUACACUUGUAACACACCAGAGAACACACACAGGAGAGAAACCCUUCAAGUGCAUUGUGUGUGGGAUGGCAUUUUCAGAUUCAUCUACUCUUAAAAAACACCAGAGAACACACACGGGAGAUAAACCCUUCAAGUGCAGUGUGUGUGGGAAGGCGUUUGCACUUUCAUCUACUCUUGUAAAACACCAGAGAACACACACGGGAGAGAAACCCUUCAAGUGCAGUGUGUGUGGGAAGGCGUGUGCACAGUCAUCUGCUCUUGUAACACACCAGAGAACUCACACAGGAGAGAAACCCUUCAAGUGCAGUGUGUGUGGGAAAGCCACGGAUCGUACUGAACAUUUGAACUUGCACCAGAGAACUCACACGGGAGAGAAACCCUUCAAGUGCAGUGUGUGUGGGAUGUCGUUUGCACAGUUCUCUACUCUUCAAAAACACCAGAGAACACACACGGGAGAGAAACCCUUCAAGUGCAGUGUGUGCGGGAAGGCAUUUUCACAGUCAUCUACUCUUGUAACACACCAGAGAACACACACGGGAGAGAAACCCUUCAAGUGCAGUGUGUGUGGGAAGGCGUUUGCACAGUCAUCAAAUUUGAACUUGCACCAGAGAACUCACACGGGAGAGAAACCCUUCAAGUGCAGUUUGUGUGGGAUGUCGUUUGCACAGUUCUCUACUCUUCAAAAACACCAGAGAACACACACGGGAGAGAAACCCUUCAAGUGCAGUGUGUGCGGGAAGGCAUUUUCACAGUCAUCUACUCUUGUAACACACCAGAGAACACACACGGGAGAGAAACCCUUCAAGUGCAGUGUGUGUGGGAAGGCGUUUGCACAGUCAUCAAAUCUUCAAAAACACCAGAGAACGCACAAAGGUGAGCUCCCGCGACAAUGCGACCGGUGUGCAUUCAGCACGGAUCGUCCUGACCGUUUGAGACGGCACCAGAGAACUCACACAGGAGAGAAACCCUUCAAGUGCAGUGUGUGUGAGAAGGCGUUUUCACAGUCACCAAAUCUUCAUGUACACCAGAGAACACACACGGGAUAUAAACCCUUCAAGUGCAGUGCGUGUGGGAAGACGUUUACACUUUCAGCAAAUCUUCAAAGACACCAGAGAACUCACACAGGAGAGAAACCCUUCAAGUGCAGUGUGUGUGGGAAGGCGUUUGCACAGUCAUCUGCUCUCGUAACACACCAGAGAUCACACACGGGAGAUAAACCCUUCAAGUGCAGUGUGUGUGGGAAGGCGUUUGCACGUUCAUCUGCUCUUGUAACACACCAGAGAACACAUACGGGAGAGAAACCCUUCAAGUGCAGUGUGUGUGGGAAGGCAUUUACACGUUCACAAAGUCUUCAUGUACACCAGAGAACACACACGGGAGAGAAACCCUUCAAGUGCAGUGUGUGUGGGAAGGCGUUUGCAUAUUCAUCUUCGAUUGUAAGACACCAGAGAACACACACGGUAGAGAAACCCUUCAGGUGCACUCCGUGCGGGAUAGUCACGGAUCGUACUGGAAAUUUGACACGGCACCAGAGAACACGCACAGGAGAGAAACCCUUCAAGUGCAGUGUGUGUGGGAAGGCAUUUGCACAUUCAUCUGCUCUUGUAACACACCAGAGAACACACACGGGAGAGAAACCCUUCAAGUGCAGUGUGUGUGGGAAGGCGUUUGCACAUUCAUCUGCUCUUGUAACACACCAGAGAACACAUACGGGAAAGAAACCCUUCAAGUGCAGUGUGUGUCCGAAGGCGUUUGCACAGUCACCACAUCUUCAAGCACACCGGAGAACUCACACGGGAGAGAAACCCUUCAAGUGCAGUGUGUGUGGGAAGGCGUUUACAGAUUCAUCUGCUCUUGUAACACACCAGAGAACACACACGGGAGAGAAACCCUUCAAGUGCAGUGUGUGUGGGAAGGCGUUUUCACAGUCACCAAAUCUUGUAAAACACCAGAGAACACACACGGGAGAGAAGCCCUUCAAGUGCAGUGUGUGUGGGAAGGCGUUUACAUGUUCAUCUGCUCUUGUAACACACCGGAGAACACACACGGGAGAGAAACCCUUCAAGUGCAGUGUGUGUGGGAAGGCGUUUGCACGUUCAUCUGUUCUUAUAACACACCAGAGUACACACACAGGAGAGAAACCCUUCAAGUGCAGUGUGUGUGGGAAGGCGUUUGCACGUUCAUCUGUUCUUAUAACACACCAAAGUACACACACAGGAGAGAAACCCUUCAAGUGCAGUGUGUGUGGGAAGGCAUUUGCACAUUCAUCUACUCUUAAAAAACACCAGAGUACACACACAGGAGAGAAACCCUUCAAGUGCAGUGUGUGUGGGAAGGCGUUUGCACAUUCAUCUACUCUUAAAAAACACCAGAGAACACACACAGGAGAGAAACCCUUCAAGUGCAGUGUGUGUGGGAUGGCGUUUACACUUUCAUCAAAUCUUCAUGUACACCAGAGAACACACAUGGGAGAGAAACCCUUCAAGUGCAGUGUGUGUGGGAAGGCGUUUGCACAAUGUGUAAGCUUGAGACGAUAUCGUCCUGACCAUUUGACACGGCACCAGAGAACUCACACAGGAGAGAAACCCUUCAAGUGCAGUUUGUGUGGGAAGGCGUUUGCACAUUCAUCUACUCUUGUAAAACACCAGAGAACACACACGGGAGAUAAACCGUUCAAGUGCAAUGUGUGUGGGAAGGCGUUUGCACAGUUAACGCAUCUUCAUGUACACCAGAGAACACACACAGGAGAGAAACCCUUCAAGUGCAGUGUGUGUGGGAAGGCGUUUGCACAUUCAUCUACUCUUGUAAUACACCAGAGAACUCACAUAGGAGAGAAACCCUUCAAGUGCAGUGUGUGUGGGAAGGCCACGGAUCGUGCUGACCAUUUGACACGGCACCUGAGAACUCACACAGGAGAGAAACCCUUCAAGUGCAGUGUGUGUGGGAAGGCGUUUGCACGUUCAUCUGUUCUUGUAACACACCAGAGCACUCACACAGGAGAGAAACCCUUCAAGUGCACUCAGUGCAAAAAGGCAUCAAUGCGACGGUGUGCAUACAGCACAGAUCGUACUGGAAAUUUGACCUUGCACCAAAGAACUCACACAGGAGAGAAGCCGUUCAAGUGCCGUGUGUGUGGGAAGGCGUUUACACUUUCAUCUACUCUUGUAAAACACCAGACAACACACACGGGAGAGAAACCCUUCAAGUGCAAUGUGUGUGGGAAGGCAUUUUCAGAUUCAUCAAAUCUUCAUGUACACCAGAGAACACACACGGGAGAGAAACCCUUCAAGUGCAGUGUGUGUGGGAAGGCGUUUACACUUUCAUCUACUCUUGUAGCACACCAGAGAACACACACGGGAGAUAAACCCUUCAAGUGCAGUGUGUGUGGGAAGGCGUUUGCACAGUCAUCUACUCUUGUAAGACACCAGAGAAGACACACGGGAGAGAAACCCUUCAAGUGCAGUGUGUGCGGGAAGGCGUUUUCAGAUUCAUCUGCUCUUGUAGCACACCAGAGAACACACACGGUGGAGAAACCCUUCAGGUGCACUCCGUGCGGGAAGGCGUUUUCAGUUUCAUCUACUCUUCAAAAACACCAGAGAACACACACGGGAGAGAAACCCUUCAAGUGCAGUGUGUGUGGGAAGGCGUUUACACGUUCAUCAAAUCUUCAUGUACACCAGAGAACACACACGGGAGAGAAACCCUUGAAGUGCAGUGUGUGUGGGAAGGCGUUUGCACAAAAUUUGACACGGCACCAGAGAACUCACACAGGAGAGAAACCCUUCAAGUGCAGUGUGUGUGGGAAGGCGUUUGCACAUUCAUCUCUUCUUGUAAGACACCAGAGAACUCACACGGGAGAGAAACCCUUCAAGUGCAGUGUGUGUGGGAAGGCAUUUGCACUUUCAUGUACUCUCGUAAAACACCAGAGAACACACUCGGAAGAUAAACCCUUCAAGUGCAGUGUGUGUGGGAAGGCGUUUGCACAUUCAUCUCUUCUUGUAACACACCAGAGAAUACACACGGGAGAGAAACCCUUCAAGUGCACUGUGUGUGGUAAGGCGUUUGCACAGUUAUCUACUCUUAUAACACAUCAGAGAACACACACAGGAGAGAAACCCUUCAAGUGCAGUGUGUGUGGGAAGCCCACGGAUCGUCCUGCACAUUUGACACGGCACCAGAGAACUCACACAGGAGAGAAACCCUUCAAGUGCAGUGUGUGUGGGAAGGCGUUUGCACGUUCAUCUGCUCUUGUAGCACACCAGAGAACACACACGGGAGAGAAACCCUUCAAGUGCAGUGUGUGUGGGAAGGCGUUUGCCCAGUCAUCUGCUCUUGUAACACACCAGAGAACACACACAGGAGAUAAACCCUUCAAGUGCAGUGUGUGUGGGAAGGCGUUUGCACAGUCAUCUCCUCUUGUAACACACCAGAGAACACACACAGGAGAGAAACCCUUCAAGUGCAGUGUGUGUAGCAAGGUGUUUUCAUAUUCAUUUACUUUUGUAACACACCAGAGAACACACACGGGAGAGAAACCCUUCAAGUGCAGUGUGUGUGGGAAGGCGUUUGCACAUUCAACAUAUCUUCAAAGACACCAGAGAACUCACACGGGAGAGAAACCCUUCAAAUGCAGUGUGUGUGGGAAGGCGUUUGCACGUUCAUCACAUCUUCAAGUACACCAGAGAAAACACACAGGAGAGAAACCCUUCAAGUGCAGUGUGUGUGGGAAGGCGUUUGCACAGUCAUCAAAUCUUCAAGUACACCAGAGAACACACAAAGGAGAUGAACCCUUCAAGUGCACUGUGUGUGAGAAGGCAUUUUCAGAUUCAUCUGUUUUUAAAAAACACCAGAGAACGCACACGGGAGUGAAACCUUUCAAGUGCACUGUCUGUGAGAAGGCAUUUGCAGAGUUAUCAAAUCUUAAAACACACCAUAGAACACACACAGGAGAGAAAUAUUUCAAGUGCACUGUGUGCGAGAAGGCAUUUGCACAAUUAUCAAAUCUUCAGAGGCACCACAGAACGCACACAGGAGAGAAACCCUUCAAGUGCAGUGUGUGUGGGAAGGCAUUUUCAAAUUCAUCUGGUCUUAAGAACCACCAGAGAACACACACGGAAGGGAAACAUUACAAGUGCAGUUUGUGCGAGACGACAUUUUCAAGUUCAUUUUGUUUUAAAAUGCACCAGAGAACACACAAAGGAGAGAAACCCUUCAGGUGCACUCUGUGCGGGAAGCCCUUUGCAUAUUCAUCACAGCUUAAAAAACACCAGAGAACGCACACAGGAGAGAAACCCUUCAAGUGCACUCUGUGCGGGAAGCCCUUUGUAGAUUCAUCACUUCUUAAAAAACACCAGAGAACGCACACAGGAGAGAAACCCUUCAAGUGCACUGUCUGUGAGAAGGCAUUUGCAUGGUCAUCAGAUCUUCAGAUCCACCAGAGAACACACACGGGAGAGAAACCCUUCAAGUGCACUUUCUGUGAGAAGGCAUUUGCAUGCUCAUCAGCUCUUCAGAUCCACCAGAGAACACACACAGGAGAGAAACCCUUCAGGUGCACUCCGUGUGGGAAGCCCUUUGUAGAUUCAUCACAUCUUAAAAAACACCAGAGAACACACACAGGAGAUAAACCCUUCAGGUGCACUGUCUGUGAGAAGGCAUUUGCAUGGUCAUCAGAUCUUCAGAUCCACCAGAGAACACACACAGGAGAGAAACCCUUCAGGUGCACUCUGUGUGGGAAGCCCUUUGCAGAUUCAUCACAUCUUAAACGGCACCAGAGAACACACAUGGGAGAGAAACCCUUCAAGUGCACUCUGUGUGGAAAGGCGUUCACACGGUCAUCAUAUCUUGAAAUACACCAGAGAACACACACAGGAGAGAAUCCCUUCAAGUGCAGUGUGUGUGGGAAGGCAUUUUCAGAUUCAUCAAAUCUUAAAAUACACCAGGGAACACACAGGCAUCAGAAAAUCCCCAAGGAGUGUAGUCUGAAAGCGGCUUGUGAAAGUCAAAGUGCUGCAAUAAGCCCAUCCCUCCUGAAAAUAGAACCAGAAGAGAAUCCCAGCUUGGACACUAUGAAAUGUUUCAAGGUGAAAUGUGAAGAGGUGACAGUGAAGAGCGAAGAAGUGAAGGUGAAAUGUGAAGAUGAAGAUUCAACUCCAAAAUGGGACCUUAACAUCGAUGGAGGCAACGUGAAGCAGGAGGAGAAUUCUGACUGUGAGGCAGAGCGAGGCAACUCCCAGCAGUUUGUGAAAGUGGAGGUGUGGGUGGACUUCUUAGACAAUACAAAGUCAAAAAUGCCUAUCGAUAAUUUAAUGAAUACUUAUUCUUGGUUCUUUCGGUAAAGUCACGUAGAAGGGAAACAAUAAAAUAAUAAAAAAUAUAUAAAACUAAAAAUUCUCACGACGUUUCGAC